CUCCCCUGCUCCUCGUUUCACCCCUCCUACCUUCGACCCUGCCAGGUUGGGGUGUGGGCGGGAGUGUGACCCCGACCCCAGAGCCCCUCUGAGUGCCGGCUGCCCUCCCCUUCGUUCUCCUGGGUGAACAUCCCCUUUUCUCAGCCGAAGGAGGUGCAGAAGGGUUGCGCCCCACUCGGUGAAGGGCCCAGUGGAAGGAGGUCAGGGCUGCCUUCGCCUCCGCCGACGGGAGGCGUCUGGCCGUCUCGCUGACACCUUAUCCAGUGCCCAGAGGGAACUUGAGGCCUCCCGCGGCUCUCGCCUGGCGCGAGUCCCUGAGGGAGGGGCCUGGCGGGGCAGUCUGCAGGAAGCAGGGCAGGGGGCCUCGCUCCCCUCUUGGGAGGGUGCGGGGGGGCACCGCAGGGCCCACUCCGGAGCCCCCUGCUCUCCGCUAGUCAGUCCUGCCGAGGUUACAGCUAAAGUAACGGGCCCAGGAGCGUGGGAACGUCCCGGCCAGGCCCACGCCUCGGGUCUCAUGUCCGGGAGAGGCGUGGGGCGCCGGGGCGUCCGGGGGCAGCGCUGGGAGCUGCGAGCGGCGAGGAGGGGCACAGCGGGAGGCGCGCCCGCCCUCCGGGUCUCCGGCUCUGUGGGGUCAGAUUCCCACCAGAAUUGAACAAAACCUGGAGUAUACCAGCUCUUGUCCCUGUUCUUUGCCUCUCGUUUUGUUGGUGAAGAUAUCACGGUGAUGUCUGCAUUCAACCUUCUGCAUCUGGUGACAAAGAGCCAGCCAGUAGCCCUGCGAGCCUGUGGGCUUCCCUCAGGGUCAUGUAGGGAUAAAAAGAACUGUAAGGUGGUCUUUUCCCAGCAGGAACUGAGGAAACGGCUAACACCCCUGCAGUACCAUGUCACUCAGGAGAAAGGGACAGAAAGUGCCUUUGAAGGAGAAUACACACAUCACAAAGCUCCUGGAAUAUAUAAAUGUGUUGUUUGUGGAACUCCAUUGUUCAAGUCAGAAACCAAAUUUGACUCUGGUUCAGGUUGGCCUUCAUUCCACGAUGUGAUCAGUUCUGAGGCAAUCACACUCACAGAUGACUUUUCCUAUGGGAUGCACAGGGUGGAAACAAGCUGCUCACAGUGUGGUGCUCACCUUGGGCACAUUUUUGAUGACGGACCUCGUCCAACCGGCAAAAGAUACUGCAUAAAUUCAGCCUCCUUGUCUUUCACACCUGCAGAUAGCAGCCUUGCCGAAGGAGGCAGUGGGGUCGGCGGCCCAUCCCAGGCAGACAAAACUGAGCUGUAGGAUGGAGAGGAACGGAAACAAAAUGUUCUUAAUGCACAGCUUAUUAAAAUAAGUCAAAAUUGUCUAUCCUUAAUAGAUAUAUUUUUUCAAAAAAAAUAUAAAGGUAGUUUUGUGCUAUUGGUAUUUUUUCUUGUUUUCUUUAAACAGAGGCCCUGAUAGCCAGUGUAUUUUGCUAUUGACUAGAUCCAGAAUUGUUUCUAUAAAGCUUUAAUGAGUGGAGAUAGCUUUGUGAAACUUCUUCACAAGCCACUUAAGUACCAUUUGGCAUUAUUUUCUUCAAGUCACAUUGUUGCUUUUGAGAAUUUUUUCCCAAAAAGUGUCAGAGGGUACUUGGUCUUCAAAUAUGAAAAUACAGAUCUCCUGUGCAAUGGAGAGUAGAGAUCAGAGGUCCAAAGUGCAUCAAGACCUGUGAGACACAUGGCCUGGAGGCCUUUGUGUGGAUCCACCUGAGAUAAGGGUGAAGAGAUAUCUUACAAGACUUCUCAGCUUUGUGGAAAGUUUGAGCUAAGGUCCUUUAGUCUCACUAAAAGGGUGUGAAGGUCUAAAGUCUUUCCUUAUGUUAAAUUGUUGCCAGAUCUGAGGGGCGCACUGAGAGUUGUGGCAGAGAAGUAAACAUUACCUCACAGUUAGAUCUUUGUGUUAUUUUACUUUCCACUGAAAACAUUGGAAUGUAAAACAACUGUAAAUUUGAGCCCAUUUUGUCCAAAGUUCACAAAGAAGAACACCUGCCAUUGCCUUUUUAUAAGUCCUUCCCUCUACACCUAAUACCAGCUGCAGCUAGAAGGGCAUUUUGGCAAAUUCCUCCAUGUAAAAUAAAAUAUUGGGGGCAAGACACUUCAUCAAGGCCGCAGAAAUAAGAGAAAGCAGAGAAGGCCAAGGAGAAAGUCCUGGCACUGAAAAAGCCAGCGCUGGGCAGGAAAGCUGACAAGAUACUUCAAGUAACAAGCAGGGCCCUUAUAUAUAGAACUUCAGGUGCCCUCUGGGAAGAUGUUGGGAAUUAAAAUCAAAAUAUCCAGGAACUCAAAUCCCACCCUUGACAGUAAUCUGCUGUGUAACAAGGGACAAGCCAUUUAGCCUCUCUGUGCCUAUUUCUCCAUGUAUCAAAUGGGACUCAUAAUAUUUGUAAAAUGUAUUGACACUCUCAGGGCAAAAUUACUAUAUUGCUAUACAGUUGGGAUCAGUGCUGUAAAGUUAAACUGAUCUGGUUCUAAUUGCCUCAAAGGCUGCAAAAAAACCAGGCAUUUGAAAUGAAAAGAGCAGAGAGGAGGUUCGCAUAGCUGACUGGUAUGGAAACAGUUGGGCCAAGAGCCAGAAAUUUUUCUUUGAGCAAUAUGGCUGGUUUUACUCUGAGAAUCUCUGCUCCGUUGUUUAAUAACAUUUAGUCUGGUAGAAUGGAUGUCAUUGUGCACAUUAAGGUUUUCACAGGAAUAAGCCAUGUGAUAUUGCUGUAGCCAGGUGUGCAGGUUUGGUUUGUGACUGAUAUAUAUUGUUUGUAGCCUUGAAUGCUAAUCCUGAAACGUAGUUUUUCUAAAAUAUUGUUUUUGUAAACCUUUGAAAGUUUAUGAAACUGACAUAUUUCCUUUUGAAUACCAAGACAGAAAUAAGAAAGAGGGACAUUUGCCAGUUUUAAAGAAAAAACAAGAAAAUAAAAAUGAAAAGUUGUGGCAAAUCAAAAUGUCACUGUGGUCAUAUCCACAUUCUCCCAGUCUAAAAGCACCACCCAGCGAGGCCCUCCCUCUGGUGCCUCUUCAUUGUCACAUAUGCCACAACUUUACAAUUCCAGGUUGGUUCAUAUGCUUCCUCUUUUGGAUCCUAGUUGUUUCUCCUCGGGCUGUGGGAUCACUCUGGAAUUCGCAGGUUUCACUCACCUCUAGAAGUAAGAUGCAAAAUUUAAGACCAGACAAGGCCAUUGAGGCCUCAGGAUCCAGAGCAUCCUAAAGCCUUUCCCGACCUGCACAGGCACAUGGAGGGAGCUCCAGCAUUUCCCAGCAACCCAAAGAUCCUCAUGGAGGGGAGGCUAAAAGAAGUGAGUCUCUAGGGCACUGCUGCCACAGUCUACAGCCAGGGGCUGCACGGUGCUGCUCAUGCUGAUCUGGCUGUGCCGUGUGUGGCGGCCUUCCCUGGGCCACUGGGCAAGAGCCAUGGUAGGGAGGUAGCAAGGAAGACAAAUGAGGGGCUUCUUUUCUCUCCCCAGACACCCCAGUUUGUCAUUGUUUCUUUAUUCUUACUUUGUAGCUUAGCAUUUUCCUCAAAAAAAAAAAGCUGCUUUUCUAAUCCUUAGUCUUUGUUUCAAGGAAAGAUAGUUUUUCUUCUACCACAUUUUCCAGCAUCAACUUUAAGAAAAAUGCAACAUCCAUUGAAAAAAAAGUAAAGAGCAUGCAUGUGGUUUAAUUCCAGAUUGCUUUUGGAUUUAAGUGGUAUCCAAUUUCAGUAUAUUUCUGUCUUAUGUUAAAGAAAUAUAUUACUAAAACAUCAGUGAGCAAUAAUGUCAGCUGUCGAGCACUAGAUUUAUUUUUGCAGGAUAUGGAGGGCAAUGAACUGAGUCAAUAUGGUGAGGUGUAUGUGAUCUGUGGGAGUAUACCAUUUAAGAGAGAAAAUUCACGGGACUUGCCCUCUUUGCACUCCAGCCCUGUACAAGGCAAGAUAGAUUCUUUAUUGUACCGUUAGAAGGUACAGGAUUCUGCUUGUGUUUAAUACAUACAUGAUACAGUCAUGCAGAAAAGAAAGCAGGAGUAUAUAUUGUAUUAGAGAAUAUUUUUACUUUUUAUUUCUUAGAUGCACUUAAAUUCUUAAUGCAAAUGAUGUAGCAGUUUGAAAGCCUUUCCAUAAUAAUUGUAUUUAAAAUGCCUUGCUUUAAAUAUGAAAAAUGAUGAAAAGAAUUAUCAUUUGUUUUCAAGGUCAAAUAUUAUUUUUGCCUUAGAUAGCUUUGUAAUAAUUUUUCUCCAAACAAUUCAAAACUUUUAAAAAAUAACAUGAACUUUUCAUUAUAAACCCUUUUGCUAUGUUUA
Choloepus didactylus (southern two-toed sloth) is the source of this 4287-nucleotide messenger RNA. RefSeq names its product methionine sulfoxide reductase B3 (gene MSRB3). Gene Ontology annotation, cellular component: cytoplasm. Bases 725 to 1279 code for a protein of 184 amino acids. Gene Ontology annotation, molecular function: peptide-methionine (R)-S-oxide reductase activity. The transcript has 7 exons. The record is from RefSeq and is a predicted model, not a curated record. Gene Ontology annotation, biological process: protein repair; response to oxidative stress. Lineage: Eukaryota; Metazoa; Chordata; Mammalia; Pilosa; Megalonychidae.